AGUACAGGUAUUGAAUGUCAGAAUCAGCAAAAGAUGCAAAGGGAAACAGUAAAGAAGAAAAAGGUGAAGUAACAUGGGAGAGCUAUGUCCCUGGUUCCUCAUUGGCAGCAAUUGAUGCAAAAAUGGCAAAACUUGACAACAUGUUCAAAAGCAUGUGCAGAAGUGCAGGCAGGGUCAUGGCAUAUCAUCUUGGUGAAAUGCCUGCACCAGAACCAUCCUCUACAUCCCUGAUAAGUUGUGCAACAGUAGACGAUAUAGCCAGCCACUUAAAAACUUGCAAAAAUGUCAUUUUGUUGACUGGCGCUGGGAUCUCUACAUCUGCUGGUAUCCCAGACUUUAGGAGCCCUGGGUCUGGGGUAUAUGACAAUGUUCAGAAGUAUUUGGAUAAGUACCAACUUCAGAAUGCACAGAAACUGUUUAGCUACGAACUGUUCCAGGAGGAUCCUGAACCGUUCUAUGCGCUUGCUAGAGAGAUGAAAUACCCCGACAAAAAUGUUCAACCAACAUUGGCUCAUUAUUUCAUCAAGUUGUUAAGUGAUAAGGGUGUUCUGUUGAGAAAUUACACUCAAAAUAUUGACAUGCUCCAAUCACAAACAGGUAUUCCAGACGAAAGGGUAUUUGAAGUUCAUGGCUCAUUUCGUAGUGGAACCUGCAUGGAAUGCCAUGCAAAGUUAGACAAAUCACAGCUGAAGGAUGCUAUAUUCAGUGGUAAAGUAGCUAGAUGUACUGGAGCAACAGGUAACGGUGACCACAGGGCUGUCUGUAGUGGUGUUAUCAAACCGGACAUUGUUAUGUUUGGAGAAAGCUUACCUAAGGAUUAUUUGUGCUCAGUCGGUAAUGACGAGGGGAAGUGUGACUUGCUGAUCGUGAUGGGUACCUCACUGCAAGUUGGCCCAGUUAACCAGAUUCCAAACACGAUCCCUCGCUCUACUCCUAGACUUCUCAUCAACAUGGAAAAGGUUUGUACAAGUGAAGCAGAUUGCAACAACUUGGCAACUCCCAUCUUCUUCUUUGAUCACCAAGACAACAAGACAGACGUGUUCAUGGGAGGAGACAUAUCUGACAGUUCCUUGAUUGAGUUAACUAAGAAGAUGGGGUGGUGGGAGGAGAUGAAGGAGAUGAGCGGGGAACUGGGGGAGGUGGUUGAGCAGUUAUUGUGAACAGAUUGGUCAGAAUAGUGGUAAAGGAACGCGCUGUGAUUGGACAAUUGGUGGGGAGAGGAGCUUCUUAUCGGACAAUAAGAUGUCUUCAUGGGAAAUACUGGGACAUUGUUUUAACCCAUGAUACUGUUAGAGCUUAAUGGGUUUGACGAUUUGGGACAAAUUGUUAAGAUAUGUAUUUAUAUUUCUCAUGUAAUUUGCGAUAUUAUGUCCCUGUACCUAAAUUGAAUUUAGCAUAAUUUAAGAUAUUCGACGUUAUUUUUAGUUGAUUAUUAUUUUCACAGAACCGUUUUAUAUUUUAAAUUUUCAGUACUGGUGUCUGGUACUAUUUUUUAGUGAUUCAGGGUAUAAUUUCCUAUCAUUUACCAAACAAAAUGUAUAUUUUCAAUUAACGAUACAGAUAAAAUUUGUGCGUAGAAUUUCAGAUUAUAAAUCAAAUGAAAAUGUAUAGUGUACAGAUGUUCAGAUUGUUUUUGUUA
Messenger RNA from Bolinopsis microptera, 1639 nucleotides. RefSeq names its product NAD-dependent protein deacetylase Sirt2-like. The record is from RefSeq and is a predicted model, not a curated record. Gene Ontology annotation, cellular component: nucleus. The transcript has 6 exons. The coding region runs from base 15 to 1160 and encodes 381 amino acids. Lineage: Eukaryota; Metazoa; Ctenophora; Tentaculata; Lobata; Bolinopsidae. Gene Ontology annotation, molecular function: NAD+ binding; histone deacetylase activity, NAD-dependent.